Hevea brasiliensis (rubber tree) is the source of this 1168-nucleotide messenger RNA. RefSeq names its product UPF0603 protein At1g54780, chloroplastic. The transcript is spliced from 3 exons. NCBI's taxonomy places the organism in Eukaryota, Viridiplantae, Streptophyta, Magnoliopsida, Malpighiales, Euphorbiaceae. Bases 129 to 1016 code for a protein of 295 amino acids. The record is from RefSeq and is a predicted model, not a curated record.
CAAUCCAAAGCACAAAAUCUAAUCCACCCAAUUUCCAGAACCCAAGAGAAACCAGAAAAUGUUGUAGGAAACCAUACCAUAAUAUAUCUCCCUUUGUCUACCAUUACUGAUCUGUUGUUCUCUCUCCCAUGGAAACCUUACUUUCGUCUCACUCUCCAUCCCCUCUCUUCAAUCCGAAAGCUUCCUCACACAAAACCUGUUUACCCCCAUCACUUCAACCAAGACCUAACUCACUCUCUCUCACUAAAACCAUCACUUGUAAGCUCAAGGACCACACUCCACAAUCUUUUAAGCCAUUUUUGCCAAUACCCACAAGCUGGGUUUCUCAUGCCCAGCAAGGCCUGGCAGCUGUAGCUCUCUCUUUGGCACUCAACUUUAGCCCACUCUUGUACACUGGCAAUGCACUAGCAUCUGAGUUUGAUGUUAUUAAUGAAGGCCCACCAAAGGAUUCUUAUGUCGUUGAUGAUGCUGGUGUGCUCAGUCGAGUGACCAAAACUGAUCUAAAGCAGCUAUUAUCAGACUUGGAGACUAGGAAGAACUUCAAGAUUAAUUUCAUCACUGUUAGAAAGCUUACUAGCAAAGCUGAUGCUUUUGAGUAUGCUGACCAAAUUCUGGAGAAAUGGUAUCCCACUGUUGAAGAGGGCAACAAUAAGGGAAUUGUUGUGCUUGUAACCAGCCAAAAGGAAGGAGCAGUAACAGGGGGCCCUGGAUUUGUCCAAGCAGUUGGAGAGAGUGUUCUUGAUUCUACUGUCUCAGAGAACCUUCCUGUAUUGGCUACAGAGGAGAAGUACAAUGAAGCAGUGUUUAGCAGUGCAAAGAGGCUAGUAGCUGCCAUUGAUGGGCUUCCAGAUCCUGGGGGCCCUAAGUUCAAGGACAAUAAGAGAGAAUCCAACUUCAAAACCAGGGAAGAGACAGAAGAGAAGAGGGGACAAUUCUCUCUAGUGGUUGGAGGUCUUUUGGUGAUUGCUUUCGUGGUUCCUAUGGCACAAUACUAUGCGUACGUAUCCAAGAAAUAGGUAAUACAUACUCAUUUAGUUAGACUUGCCCCCCCCAAAUUAUUUCCUUAAAAGUUUCAGAUUUCUGAAAAUUGGUGACCUAUAGUUGUACAAUGUUAAUCUCGACUAUAAAUCAUAAAUGAGAAUUAUGCAAGCCAUGUCAAAUUAGAUCA